CUUUUUACGUGUGAGACGCGUGUGCCAGCCAAAGAGCUUCGCCACACAGCCAAUUGGUGUCUGUCGCGAAGGAAACAGACCGUGGCUGCCCCACGGACGCAACGGCAGCCCCCACCCCUGGAACAAAAUAAUUGCUCCCCAGAGGAUCCAGCCCCGCCGAAGGAUUCCACGCAGCCGCAAAGGAUGGCGGACGACGGCGUCUACAGUGCGGCGGAUCGCGAAGCGGCGCGCCGCGCGGAGCUCCUACGAAGGCAGCGCGAGGACGCUAGGCGGCGCGACGUGAAUUCCAGCGCCGAAAGCUCCACGCCAUCGACGCAUCAUCCAUCGAAAGCGAGAGCUCCACGCCAUCGACGCAUCCAUCGCAGGCCCAAUCCCGCGAGCGCACCUUCGUCGAUUCGAUCAUCGAGACGGUCACCGUGGCCUUCGCCGACUCGUCGGGGCGAACACCCCAAAUGGGCCGGCCGAUGACGUACGACGAGGUCAUGCGCCGCAGUGCGCCACAGCGCAGCGCAUGUGAGUUCGAUUCGUUAUCAGACGAGGCGGACGACUCGGACUCGGGCGACGAGCGCGCCGUCGAGCCGCGCCGCGUGUCGCCGCCGCCCUCCCCAAAAACCUACGACGAGGCGCUGCGCCCGCCGGCCGUGGCGCGCAUCGUCGACGACCACGAGGACGCGUCGACCUUCGCGUCGACCUUGUCCGACGACGCCUCGGAGACGACCGAGGAGGACCCGUACCACGUGGCGGCGCCGUCGCCGCGACGGAAGCCGUCGGCGCUCCCCGAGAACGGGGUCCUGCCCCCGGCUUUGUUGCCCUCUGUUUUGCGGGACGAGGGCGAGGCCGCGCGGCCGCGGGCGGCCGCACCGUCGUGACUUGGAAUAUAGUAUACCCUUUUUAUGUGCA
Messenger RNA from Pelagomonas calceolata, 900 nucleotides. The record is from the annotation of a GenBank genome assembly. Lineage: Eukaryota; Pelagophyceae; Pelagomonadales; Pelagomonadaceae.